ACUUAAGAAAAGGCACAGACAAAAUAUGGGUGGAGGGUGGAGGGUGGAGAAAGAUUCUUAUUAAAAAAAUAAUUGCAAAAUUUGGGGUGGAGGAUUGAUUUAUACAUUUACCCCAGAUGAAAACUUGUUGGGGAUAAAUACUGUAAUAAAUUAUUCAAUUAUACUUAUACUACCAAUGCUAUCUUGAGACUUUUUAUAUUAAAAAAUUUGUUCAGUAAUUUGGGUCCAGAAAUGUCAAAUAAGCACUUCUUACCAUUAGAUCCUGGGAAACUCGUCACUAACUGUUUAAGAGCCAUUACUUACGAAUAUGAAUUUAUGUCAUUGUUAGAGAAGGAAAAAGUUAUUUAUAAUAAUCAAUUUGAUCGUUCGAAAGUCGCAUUAAUUAGUGGAGGAGGAUCAGGUCAUGAACCUGGAUUUUAUGGUUUGGUAGGCUCGGGAAUGCUUUCAGCUGUUGCUCAAGGUGAUAUUUUUGCUUCUCCAAAUUAUAAGAAUGUCAAAGCCGCUGAAAAAGUUUGCCACGAGCUUGGUGAGUCAGUGAAGUGGGCAGGUUGUAUCUUCAUUAUUACAAAUUACACCGGGGAUAAUCUUUACUUUGGAAUGGCUGCUCAAGAUUUAAUUGCUAGGUAUGGGAGUGAAAAGAUUCGUCUUAUUAGAGUUACCGAUGAUGUAGCCGUUAAACAGGAUGCAAAUUCAUUAGUCGGCAGACGUACUCUAGCUGGAAUCGCCAUUGUAUCAAAAUUAAUGGGAGCUGCUUCUCAAAGUGGAUACAAUAUCGAUGAGAUUUUUGAAUUUGGUCAAAGAGUCAAUGAUUCUACUGCAUCUGUUAAUGCUGGUUUAGAUCAUGUUCAUAUUUCUGGUCAUAGUAUGGAUUCAGAUUUUGGAAAAUUAGGAAAGACUCAAUUAGAAAUCGGGUUAGGUAUUCACAAUGAGCCCGGUGUCCAGAAGUUAGAUUAUAUUCCUAGAAAUGAAGAAUUAGUUUCCACCUUAUUAGAUAUGAUUUUCAAUAAAGAGGAUGAAGGUCGAGGUUUCUUCAAAUAUUCUAAAGGAGAUAAACUUGUAUUAUUAAUUAAUAACCUUGGUGGGGUCCCAAUUAUUGAAGAGAAGAAUAUCUUGUACACUACUUUAGAAACACUAAAAGAAAAAUAUAACAUUGUUCCGGCUAGAAUUUAUACAGGUAACUUUGUUGGAUCAUUUAAUGCUCAAAUAUUUACUAUUACUCUUUUUAAUGCUAGUACAGCUACUACUAAAACCUUUACCACAGAUAAAAUAUUUGACUUCUUGGAUGAACACACCAAUGCGAUAUGUUGGCCAAACACAGCUUUUAGAAGCAAAAAUUCCAUUAAAAAUGACAGAAUAAUCACAGACUUUGUUGGAUAUGAUGAUGAAGUUCCUAAUGCUAUUAUAGAAGGUCCUAUAGAUUUAAAAAUUGAUCCCAAAGUAUUAGAAAACAUUGUUCGAACUGCGGCACAAAGAGUUAUUGAGAAAGAACCAGAUUUAACUGACUGGGACACUAAGAUGGGAGAUGGUGAUUGUGGUUAUGGUUUAAGGACAGGUGCUGAAUUAAUAUUGCAAAAGUUGGAUGAAGAUAGAAUAGCAGCCUCAGGAUCCAUUCUAGAAGUAUUACAUAUUGUAUUAAAUGUUAUUAAAGAUGAUAUGGGAGGUACCUUAGGUGCAAUUAUCUUCAUAUUUAUGAAAUCUGUUAUUAACAAAGUUGAAGAACUUUUAAGAGAAGAUCCCAAUCAAAAUAUCAGUCAAUUGUUUGCUACAUCUUUGCCAUUUGGUCUUAAAACCUUAUAUGGUUAUACCAAAGCAAGAGACGGUCACAGGACUGUCAUGGAUGUUUUGAUUCCAUUUGUCAAUUGUUUUCAUGAAACUCAAGACAUUGACAAAGCCAUUCAAGUUGCAUACAAUGCCGCAGAAGGGACAAGAAAUUUGAGACCAAAACUUGGGCGUGCUACCUAUGUUGGUGGUUUAGAUGAUCAGAUUGUUUUUCCACCAGAUCCUGGAGCUUAUGGUAUAUAUGAAAUUCUUAGUGCAUUAGCUUUGUAAACAUUUUAUCAAUAUAUGUCAUC
Messenger RNA from Scheffersomyces amazonensis, 2072 nucleotides. Its product is annotated as Dak1 domain-containing protein. Gene Ontology annotation, cellular component: cytosol. Lineage: Eukaryota; Fungi; Ascomycota; Pichiomycetes; Serinales; Debaryomycetaceae. The transcript has a single exon. Gene Ontology annotation, molecular function: glycerone kinase activity. Gene Ontology annotation, biological process: glycerol catabolic process. The record is from RefSeq and is a predicted model, not a curated record. The coding region runs from base 232 to 2049 and encodes 605 amino acids.